AUGUCGGACAGAGAGCAAAAUGACGAUUACAAAAAUGAUGAGGGACGAUUAUCAUAUCCAGAUGAAGAUUCAAGACAUCAUUCGCGAGAACCUGAAGAUCCGAGGGAUCCUAGGAGAAGUUCGAGGAGAUCACCGAGUUAUGAUGAACAGAGGACAAACUACAGAGAUGACCCUCGUAAAAGCCCGGAUGAUAUGGACAUCGAGCCUGAGCGACCAGAAAGUCCAAACGGUUCUCCGAGACAGGGUGACAGAAGAAACAAUCAAACUCGCGGCUCAGCUGAUUUCCAAAAAAUGAACUGGAAAGUGGUGAGUCGAGUGUUGAUACCAGCUAAAACGGCUGGCAGUGUGAUUGGCAUUGGCGGGAGCACGAUAAAGCAACUCAGGGAAGAAUACGGUUGCUCAGUGAUGAUUCCAGAUUCGAAUAGUCCGGAAAGAAUUCUCACAAUCAGAACGCAAAACUAUCAUCUCGGAGGGAAAGUGAUUGGAAGAUGUGCAGAGCAACUAGACGAGUUCUUGCGAAAAAACAUUCCAAUUCGUUUGAUGGUCUCCGAAAUAGCCCUAUCCGUACUGCCAGAUGAUCUUGAAAGCUAUUGCAAAAGUGAAUGGAACGCUGAUAUCAGAAUUAUGCCCAUGAAUUGCCCAUUUUCCACAGAUCGAUUGAUCAUCAUUGGAGGAUCUCCAAAUGCCAAGGGAAGCUCAUCUGGGUACAUUCUCGAUACGAUUCAUGAAUCUAACGUUGACGAAAGCAAUGCCAAGCCUUACAAUCCCGACCGCUGGAACAACUCAGAAUACGGCGGCUUCGGAGGCAGCUAUAUGAACGACAAUCUUUUACGCGACCAGCGAGUCCGAGACAAUCAACAACAAUCAAGCAAGCCCGUCCAAAUAUCUGCCCCACAGCCAGUCAGAGACAAAUUUGGAAGGGAUCAAGUUUGGAUCAAGAAAUUUACACUCCCUUCGAAGUACUUCAUCUAUAUUGUCGGCAACGCAGGGGCAAGGAUAGAAGAGAUUCGAAAAGGGACAAACACGCUGAUAAAAUACGGCCCGGAGCAGGAUGGUCAAAGACUCAUUCAGACUGAAAUAAAACCAAAGAUGACUGAGACAGCUAACACUGGCUUGGACAGCGCUUACGUCAAGGAGCAGCUUGGUGAUGUUCUGACCGAUCUUCUCUCCGAACUCGUGCAGGUGCAGCCCAGCGACCCCAUUGAAUGGCUUGCCAAUGCUUUGAGACAGCACGCCCGCGCCCAAUCGACUCCAGCGGCGACUGCUUAG
Molecule: messenger RNA, 1269 nt
Organism: Oikopleura dioica
Lineage: Eukaryota; Metazoa; Chordata; Appendicularia; Copelata; Oikopleuridae
Source: the annotation of a GenBank genome assembly